GGCUGCCAUUCAACCAUCUACAUACGAAAUGAGUACGAAACACGAGGUCUACCAAUGUGGUACUCAGGAGAUUGAAAUCACCGUGAAACGAAACUUUUGCUGGUUGAACGGUGGCUUCUGGAUAUACAAUGGACCAGUACUCGGCAUACUGUUGGUGAACUUUGUUCUUUUCGUGGUGUUCUUGAAUAUUGCAUACGGAAAGCUGUCUCAACGAUUUGCUGACAAUAAACUGAAGAAAGCAAGGAAAUGCAUUAAGUGUGUUGCAGCUCUUCUUCCUCUGCUGGGUUUGGUGUGGCUUUUCGGGUACACAGUAAACUUACACUGGAUUCUUGCUUACAUCUUCAUCGUUAUAAACUCUUCACAGGGUAUCAUGAUCGCAAUAUUUCAUUGUGUUUUAGAUGACCAGGUAAAAGCCAUAUUAAAAUCGAAAUUUAAGCAGCGAAGACGACUAAAGAAUAAAGAGAUGGUUGUUCAAGGGAAUGUACAUAUUCAGUUUGAAGAAAAGGAGCAAGAAAACGAUGCAAGAAACAAAGAAGGCUAG
This is a messenger RNA of Exaiptasia diaphana, 541 nucleotides long. RefSeq names its product CD97 antigen. Gene Ontology annotation, cellular component: membrane. The transcript is spliced from 7 exons. Bases 29 to 541 code for a protein of 170 amino acids. The record is from RefSeq and is a predicted model, not a curated record. Gene Ontology annotation, biological process: adenylate cyclase-activating G protein-coupled receptor signaling pathway; cell surface receptor signaling pathway. Gene Ontology annotation, molecular function: G protein-coupled receptor activity. Lineage: Eukaryota; Metazoa; Cnidaria; Anthozoa; Actiniaria; Aiptasiidae.